Myxocyprinus asiaticus (Chinese sucker) is the source of this 3039-nucleotide messenger RNA. Its product is annotated as adhesion G-protein coupled receptor G2-like. The record is from RefSeq and is a predicted model, not a curated record. The transcript is spliced from 14 exons. Gene Ontology annotation, biological process: adenylate cyclase-activating G protein-coupled receptor signaling pathway; cell surface receptor signaling pathway. Gene Ontology annotation, molecular function: G protein-coupled receptor activity. Lineage: Eukaryota; Metazoa; Chordata; Actinopteri; Cypriniformes; Catostomidae. The coding region runs from base 173 to 2026 and encodes 617 amino acids. Gene Ontology annotation, cellular component: membrane.
UAUGUCACUGGGAUGAUCGGCAUCUGAAUUAGAAACUUGCCACACAGAGAUCCCACAACAACCUGAAUGGAAAACAGGAUGUUUGUCUAGUGUAAUUUGGAAAUGUCUGCAUUCUCAGACAUUCUCACCAUUCUCACAAAAAAAACAGAGGUUGUUCCACAGAGUUGAAGAUAUGAGACUCCUUCUACUUCUGAUCAUGAUCCAAGGCAUGAAUAGUGAAGAAACCUGUAGUGGCAAUGGAACUUUAACAAUGCUAAACAACACUGAAAUGGAGCUGAUCAUCUCACAUACAUCACUGAACAUCACUGUCAGAGACACCGUGGGAAAUUUAUUCUGCAAUAUGAACAGUUAUUCAUGUUAUAUUGAGUGUUCCUUUUACAAUUUCUUUAAUAGCACAAACUUUACCACACCAGAAAAUUUUACCAUAUGUGUGAAUAUGGAGGAUGCAUUCAGAAUUGACUUCCACAUAAAACAUGUGACAAUAUUGUCAUAUUGUAUUGUGGUACCAUGCUUGCUUCAAAACAUUACCAACUUAAUGGAAUGGAAACAAAGUCAGAUGAAUGUUCCAAAAGAUCUGACAAACAUUCUAAAUGUGAAAAGAAUGUGCAAAGUUGUGUUUGAUGAGUCUGAAAUAGUGGAUUACUACAUGACAGUGGAGAGGAAAGCCAUAAACAACAUUAUAAAUAUGAACAUUUCUGAGCAAUCCAAGACCUACAGUUUUGAGGAUCUCACCAUGACUGUGGUUAAGUUGAAAUUAAGCAAGGAUGACAGUCUUCCAAUCACUGUUGUAAUAGAUGAUUCUGUUGUGAUACAGACUUCGAUCCCAGGGGAGCCUUUCCAAAAUGAGUCCCAGAACAAUGUUGGUGUCAUUAUCUACGAUUCCGAUGAGAUCUUUAUGUUUAAACUGAGCAAUGGAUCACUAAUGUCCAAGGUCAUAAGAAUUGAAGUUCCCGGACGAGAUAUUGUGAACUUGGUCCGUCCAGUUAUAAUGCACUUCCCAGUGAAUUAUUCCACAAUUAAUUCAACUAACUACCAUUCCUGUCAGUUCUAUGAUGAAAAAGGAGACAAAACCUGGAAAAAGGAUGGGUGUGACACUAAUCCAAUCAAAGAUUAUGUUGUGGAGUGCUCCUGUAACCACAUGACCCCAUUUGCUGUUCUUCUUGUUGAGCUGAAUAUUGACCAACUCCACUGGGAUAUAUUGUCAAUCAUCAGCUACAUAGGCUGCGGGCUGUCUGCUUUAUUUUCUGCUUGCUCCAUCUUGUCCUAUAUUGUCAACAGUAAUGCAAGGAAAGAAGUGUCGAGCAGCAUCCAUGUGUCUCUGAGUGGCGCUCUGUUGCUCCUCAACAUAAGCUUCAUGCUCAGCGAGUGGGCUGCCACACUGACAAUGAAUGGAGUUUGUGUGUUUAUUGCCGUGGCGAUACACUACAGUCUGCUGUGCUGCUUCACCUGGAUGGCCAUUGAAGCCUUGCACCUCUACAUUCUUCUCAUCAAAGUGUUCAACAUUUACAUAAAAUACUACAUGCUCAAGAUGUCCCUGAUCGGAUGGGGAAUCCCUGCUCUUAUUGUUGGAGGCUUGCUAACGGUUUAUGAUAGUCAUCCUUUUUAUGGCAGCAAAGCAAUGACACUUUCAGAUACCAAUACAACAAAUGCAGUAUGCUGGAUCAAAGAGCCUCUCAUCCUCUAUGGCGUGAACCUUUCCUACUUCACCCUUGUGUUCCUGCUUAACUUCGGAAUCCUAAUCACAAUCUCCAAACAGAUCUUCAUGCUACGGAAAGUGGACAUCAAACAUGAGAGGAUACAAACUUGCAAAGAUGUCACCACAGUGCUGGGCCUCAUGUGUCUGUUGGGCACCACAUGGGGUUUGGCCUUCUUCACCUCUGGAUAUACCAACUACCCAAUACUGUACCUUUUCUGCAUCUUAAACACAAUGCAAGGGUUUUAUAUCUUUAUGUGGAUGUGUGUGACAGUGAGGAAAAACCAACAGCAAGCAACUCAUUCCAGGACUAAAUCCACUAUGGACUCCUAAACAUAGAGACAUCCCAAGCCAUUUUUUAACUAAGACACAUUUCAUGAGAAGACAUGUUCUAGUGGUUUGGCUCCAUUUUGGACCUUUUAUUUUUGUCAUAAUUAACUUUUUUUAUUUUACAGAUAUUCAAAACAACCAAACAUGACAAUAUAUUAUCCACUCCACCAACACACAGGAUGCUUUUAAAAAGAUGGUUAACCCCAAAAUGAAAACUUUGUCCUCAUUUACAACAAAUGAGAUGUAAGAAAUGACUCAGUUUCACCAUGAGCUGUUUGGUUUAGCUUUUAUCUAGAGUACUUCCUUCACAGCUGAUAACAGUCCAUCAUGGUCAAUUUAGAAACAGAUUUCUGUUUGAAACUAUCCAGAAAUAAACCACACAAUAGCUCAUGUUAAAAAUGUUAACAACUAUUAUUUGUAAAUAAGAAACUGUAAAUACAUUUUUUAUUAUUAUUAGUGUUAUCAAGUUGAGUAAUAAAUGUUUAUGUCUAAAAUGAUUUGCCCAAGUGUAUUUUUGUGCCAAUUUGCAACACAUUACAAUAAUGUUAGUGCCAGAACAUUUCAUUGCUAAUAAAGGGUCAGUUCACCAAAAACAUUUUUUAUUAAUUCAUCAUUUACUCAUUUACCCUCAUGCCAUCCCAGAUGUUCUCACCCAAAACCAACUGGAUCCCUUCAGUAGACUUGGAUUAAACCACUGAAGUCUUAUAGAUUACUUUUAUGAUGCUUUUAUCUCCUUUUUGGAGCUUUUGGAAUUCUGGUCACCAUUCACUUGCAUUAUAUGGAUCUACAGGGCUGAGGUAUUUUUCUAAAAACCUUAAUUUGUGUUCAGCGGAAGAAAGAAAGUCAUACACAUCUGAGAUGGCAUGAGGAUGAGUAAAUGAUGAGAGCAUUUUCAUUUCUGGGUACACUAUUCCUUUAAGUGACAACUUAACACAAAUAGUGCAUUCAGCUGUUGUCGUUUUUUUUUUAUUUAUUAUUAUUAUUGUUAUUAUAUUUAUGUUUUUAUUCAUAUCUGU